Ochotona princeps (American pika) is the source of this 3623-nucleotide messenger RNA. It is a transcript of the gene EML1, whose product is annotated as EMAP like 1. The record is from RefSeq and is a predicted model, not a curated record. Gene Ontology annotation, biological process: microtubule cytoskeleton organization. The transcript is spliced from 23 exons. Lineage: Eukaryota; Metazoa; Chordata; Mammalia; Lagomorpha; Ochotonidae. The coding region runs from base 183 to 2687 and encodes 834 amino acids. Gene Ontology annotation, molecular function: microtubule binding. Gene Ontology annotation, cellular component: mitotic spindle.
GCAGAGCGGGCUCAGGGCCGGCGGCGGCGGGCCCGGGGUUGCCAUGGUAACCGGCAGCAGCCGCCGCCACAGCAGGGCCGGCCCCAGCGCCAGCGCCGGCCGCGGCUCGGUCGGGCUCGGGCUCAGUGUGUGGGUGAGCGGCGCUGGCCGGCCGGGAGCGGGCGCGGCCCGGCGGCCUCAGCAUGGAGGACGGCUUCUCGAGCUACAGCAGCCUGUACGACACGUCCUCGCUGCUCCAGUUUUGCAACGAUGACAGCGCAUCGGCAGCCAGCAGCAUGGAGGUGACAGACCGCAUCGCCUCCCUGGAGCAGCGCGUGCAGAUGCAGGAAGAUGACAUCCAGCUGCUCAAGUCGGCUCUGGCUGACGUGGUGCGGCGGCUGAACAUCACGGAGGAGCAGCAGGCCGUGCUGAACCGCAAAGGACCGACCAAAGCCAGACCGCUGGUGCAGACCCUGCCUCUCAGAACCACCAUCAACAAUGGUGCUGUGCUACCAAAGAAACCAAGUGGCUCCCUGCCGUCGCCCUCGGGCACCAGGAAGGACCCCGCUGGGCCAGCAACCAAAAGCACCAUCAAGAGGACUAGCUCCUCCGAGCGCGUGUCUCCGGGCGGCCGGCGGGAGAGCUACGGGGAUUCCAGAGGCAACCGGAAUCGCACGGGUUCCACCAGCAGCUCCUCCAGCGGCAAGAAAAACAGCGAAAGCAAACCCAAGGAGCCUGUGUUCAGUGCAGCCCUUCUGUCUCUGUCUCCGAAACCCCAAGGGAAGCGGCGCGUGACACACUGCAAAGAAGAAGGAUACGUAAAGAUGUUUCUUCGCGGACGCCCGGUGACCAUGUACAUGCCCAAAGAGCAAGUGGACUCCUACAGUUUGGAAGCCAAAGUGGAACUGCCGGCCAAGAGACUCAAGCUGGAGUGGGUCUAUGGGUACCGAGGUCGAGACUGUCGGAAUAACCUCUACCUGCUGCCGACGGGGGAGACUGUGUACUUCAUCGCGUCCGUGGUGGUGCUGUACAACGUGGAGGAGCAGCUGCAGAGGCACUACGCUGGCCACAACGAUGACGUGAAGUGCCUGGCAGUUCAUCCCGAUAGGAUCACGAUAGCCACAGGUCAAGUCGCGGGCACGUCUAAGGACGGAAAACAACUGCCGCCACACGUGCGCAUCUGGGACUCGGUGACAUUGAACACUCUGCACGUCAUUGGAGUUGGCUUCUUUGACCGUGCUGUCACCUGCAUUGCGUUCUCCAAGUCCAACGGAGGAGGCCAUCUCUGUGCCGUGGAUGACUCCAACGACCACGUGCUGUCCGUGUGGGACUGGCAGAAGGAGGAGAGGCUAGCCGACGUGAAGUGCUCCAAUGAGGCCGUGUUCGCCGCGGAUUUCCACCCCACUGACACCAACGUCAUUGUUACCUGUGGGAAGUCGCACCUCUACUUUUGGACUCUCGAGGGUGGCUCCCUCAUUAAGAAGCAGGGGUUGUUUGAGAAACAAGAAAAGCCAAAGUUUGUCCUCUGUGUGACGUUUUCUGAAAAUGGUGACACCAUCACUGGAGAUUCGAGCGGCAACAUCUUAGUGUGGGGAAAAGGUACCAACCGGAUAAGCUACGCAGUUCAGGGUGCCCACGAAGGUGGCAUUUUCGCACUCUGUAUGCUAAGAGACGGCACCCUGGUGUCUGGAGGAGGCAAAGACCGGAAGCUCAUUUCUUGGAACGCAAACUAUCAGAAACUUCACAAAACAGAGAUUCCAGAACAGUUUGGUCCGAUACGGACAGUGGCCAAGGGGAAGGGGGACAUUAUCCUGAUAGGCACGACCAGGAACUUCGUGCUCCAGGGCACACUGGCUGGGGACUUUGCACCCAUCACUCAGGGCCACACCGAUGAGCUCUGGGGACUGGCCAUCCAUGCCUCCAAGCCUCAGUUCUUGACUUGUGGGCAUGACAAGCAUGCCAUUCUCUGGGACGCUAUUGGUCACCGACCUGUCUGGGACAAGACCAUAGAGGAUCCAGCUCAGUCUUCUGGUUUUCAUCCUUCAGGGUCUGUGGUUGCCGUUGGAACGCUGACUGGGAGGUGGUUCGUGCUUGAUACAGAAACCAAGGACCUGGUGACCGUGCACACGGAUGGGAACGAGCAGCUGUCUGUCAUGCGUUACUCACCAGACGGGAACUUUCUGGCCAUCGGCUCCCACGACAACUGCAUCUAUAUCUAUGGGGUGAGCGACAACGGUCGGAAGUACACCCGCCUCGGCAAGUGCUCCGGUCACUCCAGCUUCAUCACGCACCUGGACUGGUCUGUCAACUCCCAGUUCCUUGUGUCCAACUCCGGAGACUAUGAAAUCCUCUAUUGGGUCCCCUCUGCUUGCAAGCAAGUCGUCAGCGUGGAGACCACGAGGGACAUCGAGUGGGCUACGUACACCUGCACCCUGGGCUUCCACGUGUUCGGAGUGUGGCCAGAAGGUUCAGACGGAACCGACAUCAACGCCGUCUGCCGGGCACGCGAGAAAAACCUGCUGGCAACGGGCGAUGACUUUGGCAAAGUGCACCUCUUCUCCUACCCCUGCUCACAGUUCAGGGCUCCGAGCCACAUAUACGGUGGGCACAGCAGCCACGUCACCAACGUGGACUUCCUCUGCGAAGACAGCCACCUCAUCUCCACAGGUGGGAAGGACACGAGCAUCAUGCAGUGGCGGCUCAUCUAGUCCCUGUGCACGGACGAGGGCCACGGAGCUUGUCCCAGAAGACACGGACCCACGUGGUACUUGGUCACUGUGAUUUCUGUUUUGUUUAAAAAGAAAUAAUCUUACAAACCUCAGGAAAACCAUGCCCUCUGCCAGUUACCUUAGCCUAGGGAGUGUGCAUGGCAUCGGAGCAGCCGUGCUGUUGUGCUAUUCUAGUCCCCGCUGUGAAGCAGGUGCGUGUCGGACGUGGGAACAGUUCCAAGGCUUGCAUUGUGGUGACAUCAACAGGAGGAACUGGUGUAUCCUUAGAAACUUUUCUAUGAACUCUUCAAAAAUGGUCACAGAAUGCCUUCAAGAACAUUGUAUAUACUCUUUCCUAUUGUACCGCCUAGCUUCCCAAGUCCAAUAUUUAUGAUAAUGAUGAUGAUAAGGUACUGCCCGGUGAGCACCAUGGAGGAUCUAUCACUCAAGACACAGAAUUGCUGAUUUGCACAGCUGAAUCAGGAAAUACAAAUAAGAGACUUCCUUAGGAUAAUUUUUUUCUAAGGCUUCUUAAAUCCUCUCCUUGGGAGACUGGCGGGAAAGGGGUCAUAGCUGGGUAGAUGCUACUCCCGGUUAGCGCUAGCAGUGUAGCAGGUGGGGGGCGUCUCGGAGCUUCAGCCUCCGCACACACACAGCCAGCGUCUUGCCGCUGGCCUCUCCGCUGCUUGCUGAUCAUGUGCUGGACAGAUCCGUGAGCCACUUGGCCACUUCCUUGUGUUUAUUCACGGGCAUGCUAUGGUAUUGUGCUUGUAUAGGAUCUUAGCAAUUCAUAAUAAAUGCAUAGGGCCAGGCAUUGCCACUGCACGCAGCAAGCACUGGACGUUGUAUCUUACGACCAACAGGCUGAGUCAGAAAGGUCUCAGCCGCCUCCCCCAGGGACUGAGGACAACUGCCCGCCCCGUCCGUGGCGUGGAG